Messenger RNA from Lathyrus oleraceus (garden pea), 1497 nucleotides. RefSeq lists its product as uncharacterized. NCBI's taxonomy places the organism in Eukaryota, Viridiplantae, Streptophyta, Magnoliopsida, Fabales, Fabaceae. The coding region runs from base 1 to 1497 and encodes 498 amino acids. The record is from RefSeq and is a predicted model, not a curated record. The transcript is spliced from 3 exons.
AUGGGGGCCUACUAUAAAAGAAUCGAUGAAGGACAAGUUUCAAAAGGGUUUGUACCAGCAGACCCUGCUAACUUUGAUAUUAAAAAAUUUGUACUUUCAGGUUUAAGAGAAAAUUCAUUCGACAUGAACGCGAUUAGAGACCCAUGGGGGCAUCUUGCACGCUUCUACGAAACAAUGUCAAUGUCCAAACUUACUGAUAUCACUGAAGAUCAGGUUAAAUUAAGGUUGUUUGGAUUCUCACUGAUUGGAAUGGCGAAAGAUUGGUUACUUUGCCUUCCAAAUGGAACAAUUUGGACUUGGAAGGAAUUGGAGAAUAAAUUCCUAGAAAGAUUCUUCACUACUACUCAGUUUACCGAGUGUCAACCAAAAAUUAUGAUUUUUGAGCAGUGUGAAACAGAGUCAUUCUAUGACUCGUGGGAAAGAUUCAAACUUAAGUUACGCAGAUUCCUGAAUCACAAUAUGAAUAAUAUGAAGCAGAUGCAAAAUUUAAUCAAAGGUUUCAAGAGUCAAACUCGCAUGUUAUUGGAUGCUUCUGCGGGAUGUAUUAUCUGCCAAAUAAUCGAACCACAAGUAAAAGACCUUAUUGAGAAGAUAUGUAUGAUCGAGUACCAUUCCAAAAGCAAAAUGUCGGUCAAGAUUGAAACUGUGGGCACACCUAAAUGUAUGUUAGUUGUUGAUACCCAUACUACUCUUUUAGCUCUGAUUGAAUUGUUAAAUAAAAAGCUAGCUGAAAGCAGCUUAUGUAAAGCUAACGUGAGCCAGGUACAAGCACUUAGGUGUGAUUUCUAUGGAGGAGAACAUGCGAAUGGAAGGUGCUCGUUGGAAGGGACAAGUGAGAAGGUCCAAUUUUCUAAUUUUCAGAAGAACAACCCGUAUUCCAACACAUAUAAUCCGGUUGCAAAGAUCACCCAAAUUUCCGUUGGAGCAAUAAUCAAAAUUCAAAUGUUAACCAAGGUAAAUAAGAACCAUGGGAUUAUGAGUAGAAACCAUGAUGCGUCAAUUAAGAAUUUGGAGACACAGAUUGAAUUAAUUCCCAAGUUUGCUAAGUUUAUGCAGACAUUGUUGAAGGGUGGAGAACAAAAGUUGACUAAAGAACAUGUCAACAUGAUAAAGAAAGAGAAGAUGGCAGAACCUCAGGAAUUGUCACCAAAGAUGAAGGAUCCAGGAAAGUUCACCAUCGCUUGUACCAUUAGUGGGGAGAAAAUCCCAUAUGCUUUAUGUGACUUAGGGUCUAGUAUCAAUGUCAUGCCGCUGAUUUUUUUUAAGGAAUUGAAGAUAGGAGGGAUCUUACCAAGCGACAUGACACUAACUUUAGUUGAUUUAUCUGUUACACGUCUACUUGGCAUUGUACAAGAUGUUCUAGUUCAUGACGAUCGUUUGACCUUCCUUGCAGACUUUGUGGUGAUUGACAUGAAAGGUGAUUCAGGAGGGUCAGUUAUUCUCGGGCGCCCUUUCUUGGCAACUGGGAAAGCGAAAAAUAGAUGUGGAGACAUGUGA